AUGUCCUCCUUGAAGCGUGGCCCGACUCUAGAAUUGAAGGUGCAGGAUAUCUGUGGAUACUGGAGCCCAUAUGCACCUGUCAGUUUCGAUGCUGAUGCCUCAGGCACAACACUCACCUUCAGCUGCCGACCAUAUUCCCGACCACCGGAUCUCUAUAAUUCUCGAGAUAGCACACCGUCGGAUGCGAUCUAUGAGAUUGUCGAGCGUUACGUCGAAGCAAUGCAUGCCUUUCUUUCCUUCGCUAGGGCGUUCUGGUGGGAAAUGUUGGUGAAAUGCUCGGCAGUGUUGCCCCAUGCAAUGCCCGUCUAUCAGCGUGCUGCCAUCUUGUCCCAACGGUCAGGCGUCGAUACUAUGCGUUUCCGCGGAUGCUACAACUUUCUUACCGAGGUGCACAAUCUCAAAUUGAUUUAA
This is a messenger RNA of Laccaria bicolor S238N-H82, 411 nucleotides long. RefSeq lists its product as uncharacterized. The record is from RefSeq and is a predicted model, not a curated record. NCBI's taxonomy places the organism in Eukaryota, Fungi, Basidiomycota, Agaricomycetes, Agaricales, Hydnangiaceae. The coding region runs from base 1 to 411 and encodes 136 amino acids. The transcript has 6 exons.